AUGAAGCUGAACGAACGGAGCGUGGCCCACUACGCCACCUGCGACUCACCCGCCGACCAUGCCGGCUUCCUCCGCAAGCGGCACCACCACCAUGCCCACCACGCCACAUCCUACCAGCGCCGCUGGUUUGUUCUCAAGGGCAACCUCCUCUUCUACUUCGAGGAGCAGGAGAGCCGGGAGCCCAUGGGGCUGGUGGUGCUGGAGGGCUGCACCGUGGAGCUGUGCGAGGCCGCCGAGGAGUUCGCCUUCGCCAUCCGCUUUGAUGAUGCUGGUGCCAGGGCUUACGUGCUGGCGGCCGAUGGGCAGGCUGCCAUGGAGGCCUGGGUGAAGGCACUCUCACGGGCCAGCUUCGACUACAUGCGGCUGGUGGUGAGGGAGCUGGAGAAGCAGCUGGAGGAGGCCUGCAAGAGCUUGGCUGCUUGCCGCAAGUCUCCACGGAGGUCCUCCUCCUCCAGCAGGAAGAGGCACCUCUCCAACCCUGCCUUGCUCCCCCUCCAGGAGAAGCCCCCUGUCCUGGAGAACGGUUACUCCACAUGGG
Messenger RNA from Tauraco erythrolophus (red-crested turaco), 538 nucleotides. It is a transcript of the gene PHETA2, whose product is annotated as PH domain containing endocytic trafficking adaptor 2. Gene Ontology annotation, biological process: receptor recycling; retrograde transport, endosome to Golgi; endosome organization. Lineage: Eukaryota; Metazoa; Chordata; Aves; Musophagiformes; Musophagidae. The record is from RefSeq and is a predicted model, not a curated record. Gene Ontology annotation, cellular component: early endosome; trans-Golgi network; recycling endosome.